Messenger RNA from Darwinula stevensoni, 3711 nucleotides. The record is from the annotation of a GenBank genome assembly. Lineage: Eukaryota; Metazoa; Arthropoda; Ostracoda; Podocopida; Darwinulidae.
AUGAUCAAAUGUGUAGCUUUUCACGACAUCAGUCCCAAGGCCCCAACACAUUUCCUGGUCAUACCAAAAAAACCCAUUCGAAGAGUUUCUGAAGCAUCUGAAGAAGAUGAAAAUGUCCUGGGUCACCUGCUGAUAGUGGCAAGAAAAGUUGCAAAUGACCUCAAGCUUACUAAUGGCUAUCGAGUUGUCAUCAACGAUGGGCCAGAUGGAGGACAAGAAGUUUAUCAUCUGCAUAGUAUCAAGUCACCAGAUCCGGGGGAUUUUGAUUCAUACAAUGACAAACAAUAUUUCAAGUACCGGUACAGUCAAUCACAAUCCCUUUUCAGGAACAAUGAGAGGCAUUACAGGCAUCACGGCAGUGGCUCCCAUUAUCUCCAUGGUGAUGGGAAGCAUUCUCUGGACUCGAGGGCCCGAGAGGGAAAACACGAUUGGUCUAUCCAGGAUGAUGAAAAUGGGCAUCUCGUUUACCAAGUAGGAGAUGUUUUGAUCGGAAGGUACCAGAUUCUGUCUACUCUCGGGGAAGGCACAUUCGGACGAGUCGUCUGUGUGAAGGACCUCAAGAGGGAUCACAAACUUGCUGUGAAGAUCAUCAAAAAUGUUGCAAAAUAUCGAGAAGCUGCAAAAAUUGAGAUUGAGGUCCUGGAAACCCUGAUGCAGAGAGACCCCAAUGGAAGACAUCUUUUUGUGAAAAUGUUUGACUGGUUUGAUUUCCAUGGACACAUCUGCCUUGUCUUUGAGAUGCUUGGCUUGUCUGUCUUUGAUUACUUAAGGGAUAAUCACUACCAGGCAUAUCCAAUGGAACAGGUCAGACACAUAGCUUAUCAAGUGUGUUAUGCUACAAACUUCUUACAUGAGAACCAGCUCACACACACAGACUUGAAGCCAGAGAACAUCCUUUUUGUUGAUUCUGACUUUGAGAUCUCAUAUGAUCCAGAUGAGAAGUGUGAUUAUAGGCAUGUGAAGAAUACCGAUGUGAAGCUGAUCGAUUUUGGCAGUGCAACGUUCGACGACGAUCAUCACAGCACUGUGGUUUCUACAAGACAUUACCGUGCUCCUGAAGUGAUUCUUGAAUUGGGCUGGUCUCAGCCAUGUGAUGUGUGGAGCAUUGGUUGCAUCGUCUUUGAGUUGUAUUCUGGAGCGAUGCUCUUCGAGACGCAUGACAACCGUGAACAUCUGGCAAUGAUGGAACGUGUUUUGAGCCCUCUUCCAUCUAUUCUGACGGCAAACAAAAGGCAGACCCGCCGCUCCUUGCCUGGUGUUGGAUACCCAGUGCCAGGUCCAGUGUUUGCCAUCGAGGCCAGGAGUGACUCUGAAUCAGAACAGGAUUCUCCUGUACUCCAGGUCCAUGUCAUUCCCAAGGGAAAGCCGGGCUGGAGGUCGAGUUGGGUCAAGGGCAAGCCCUCACCCAGGCCUCAGCCAUCCUAUAGCAGCAGCAGCUCUUCUAGUUUUUCCUCUGUCAGUUCAAAGGUUUCAAGGGUCCAGUCCGAUCCCCAGGUUUCCAGACUCUUUCCGUGCCAGAUCUCCAAGUCUCCGUCAGACUCAAGGGUUUCAUCCAAGGAAAGUCCCAAAGUUGCAACAUCUCAAAAGCUGAGUCCUAAGGCAAGUAAAGCUUUAACUGCUGCCACCAGAUCAUCAUCAGUCAAGAGCGAAGGCGAUAAACACAAGCAACUUCUGAUGGAUGUUAAGACCCAGUUGGAUUACAUGAAUGAUGCCAUGGAGAAGAUUUCUCAAAUGGAGAAUGCAUUUGCUGAGCUGAGGGAAUCACAUGAGACACUGAUGAAGGAGGCAUGUGCAAAACUGCAAACCCUUGCCAUGCAGCUUAAUGUGAGCCUUCUCGAAGCUCAGCCAUAUUUUCAAUCCCUUGCCAAAAUUCAAAAGCUGCAGGAGGCACUUAUGGAGGUGUCAGCGGAGCAUCAGUCGGCGAAGGAAGGGGCAUCGAUCCUCCACAUAGUGAUAAAGGACCUGAAAAAGUGGAAGGAUGGGAAGCAGGCUCAGGACAGGAGGACCUGCAAGCUGAUCAUUAGUCAGAAAAAGAGAGAGUAUGAGACAUUGUUGGAGCAGGAGAGGCUUCUGAGGGAGCACAAAGAGCAGUUACAGGCCAGAACUCAAGCUGCUGAGAUCCAGCUUGCCAUCCUCCACGGUGACCUCAUCAAGCACGUUCAGAAAGCUCAGCCAUUCUAUGACAAGAAGAUUCACUAUGAGUCCAAGUUGAAUGAGAUGCUGUCAUGCAUGGAGAGCCUGAUGGAGCAGAUGAGGGAUCAGAAGCAUAACUUCAAUGUAGCCCUGCAUGCCCUCGAGAUCCUCCAUCUCAAAAUUGAGUGCAUUAAAGGAUCUAGGAAGACCGUCAAAGACUCCCUUCAGCCUGUUGCUUCAGCAUCAGCCCUAAAAGAAAAGGAAGGGCUUUUCAUGAGCAAGUCACAUCUGCCAAAGCCUCUGGAUGAUGUGACUGGGAAUGGGAAUAGCCUUCACAGUCUGCAGCUCUCAUCCAGCAUGGAGGGGGAGCAGCCAUGGAAGUGCAAACUUCCAGCAAAGAUUCCACCCAACCCAAGUAGGCUUCUGCUGAGUUCGAGAGAAGACAGGUGUCUUCAGGGUGUCAGAGCUCACCUGGAGCAUGUGAACGAGGCCAUGGAGGACAUUCAAAAGAUGGAGACAGCAUUCAAUAAAGAGAGGAAGUUGUAUGAUGAAGCAAUGAAGGAGACAUCUGGGAAGCUCCAUUUCAUGGCAAAUCAAAUCAGCUUCCACCUUGUCCAGGAUAAACCUUGUUUUGACUCCAAAUGUCUCAUCUCCCAGGUACAGGAGCAGGCAGAGAAGGAGAAGCAGGUGGUGGACAAAGAGGUGAACCUGGUGCAAGGGGUGAUGCACAAAAUAAAGGGAAGGAGGAUGGGAACACCCAGCAGUACCCAUAUGGCAUCCCUGGCCAUCCUCUCAUGCAAGAAACAUGAGAAUGAGGACCUUGGCACUGAGAUCUGGGACCAGAAACACAAGAUCCAGCAGCUUCAGGAGAAGCUAAAACUGGCUGAGAUGCGCAUGAAGGUCUUGCACGGGGAACUGAUGCGGAGAAUCAAGAAAGUCCAGCCAUUCUACGACUUCAAGGAGCAGCAGGAGAAGCGACUGGGAGAGAUGUUGAACUUGAUGGAGUCGCUGGUGAAACCCAUUGUGGAGCAGAAGCAGCUGUUCCACGAGGCACUGGGUGCACUGGGGCAUCUCCAUUCUGGCAUCGCACAGAUCUGCUCUCCUGAUGCUUCAUCAUCCGGAGAUGUUCAUCAUGUUGCUCAACUUAGUACAAAUGACCACAAGAAAUUGCCACCUGUUUGCAUCUGCAACCUUAACUCGCCGAAAAAGCCACAGGGAGCGACGACGCCCGAUGGGGCUCUUGCCGAGCACGCGGAGGAGACGGAGACGACGUCCGAGAGCGUCGGAGAGGGCCCGGCCGUCGCCCGGGUCCACAGGCAUCGUCUACUUGAGCUCGCCAGGAGAUUUCAUGAAUCCAAGGCAACUAGAUCGGUUGGGGUUGUCCUCUCCGUGAAAGGGAAUAGAAGGUUAAAGGAGGAGGUGGGCUCCAUUUGCCACGUGUCCGGGUCGCAGAAGGCGCUGCAGAGAAAUUCUUCACCAGCAAUCGAAGCCGUGUCGAUCCCAGACCUCGACCGUCGGCUUGGCAAGCGGUCAGAUUUCCGAGGUGGUCCCACCGAAGAUCCAUACUGGCGGGGCUAG